Messenger RNA from Talaromyces rugulosus, 645 nucleotides. RefSeq lists its product as uncharacterized. Bases 1 to 645 code for a protein of 214 amino acids. The transcript has a single exon. Lineage: Eukaryota; Fungi; Ascomycota; Eurotiomycetes; Eurotiales; Trichocomaceae. The record is from RefSeq and is a predicted model, not a curated record.
AUGUACAAAGAUGCUACCGAGAUAUUCUUCCGGAAUAACACGUUUGUCGUCCCACCGCGGACCUGCAAGUUUUGGGCCCACGAUGGAGAUAAUGGCUGGAUAUCGGGGCAAGGAUACAUGCGGGUCGAUGAUACGGGGUGGUAUCCAGCGUCAUUUUUAAAAUUUUUGAGUCUCUUUCCCGAUUCUACUAGACAUCUGUUGCGCUCGAUUCAACUUGUGAUGCCUCGGAGGUUCCGCUAUGGCUAUUUAGCACAGGGGUCAAACGGUCAUGCAGACUGGCUCGCAACAAUAGACUUCAUUGCCACUGCCUUUCCGGUCUCAAAUCUCACACUGACUGUGGACUUCCCUGUCACCUUUGGACUCAGGCCAGAGUGGCAACUUAAGGAGGGAGAAACGGUUGAACAAAAGGACCGCAGGAUGUGGAGAGAAUACAAGCGUAUCUUAGAACCGCUAGGUAGACUUGAGGGCCUGCAAAACUUAUUUGUGUAUACCGGCUGGCCGAUCGGCAAGGAAAAUUUUCAUCGUCGGGCUAAGCAGGAGCAGUUUCUUGAAAAGCGAGUCAUGGGCGAAGCUUAUGAUAGUUACGCAAGAGGUAAACCUGUAGUUCCAUCAUCGCGGGAGCUUGAAAUGUUUAUCCGAACAUGA